Molecule: messenger RNA, 288 nt
Organism: Neogale vison (American mink)
Lineage: Eukaryota; Metazoa; Chordata; Mammalia; Carnivora; Mustelidae
Product: putative 60S ribosomal protein L39-like 5
Exons: 2
Coding region: 1-288 (95 amino acids)
Biological process (GO): translation
Cellular component (GO): cytosolic large ribosomal subunit; ribosome
Molecular function (GO): structural constituent of ribosome
Source: RefSeq, a predicted model, not a curated record
AUGAUCGGAAGUCUGUGUUUAAUUCUGAGCUGCCAGGUGGAAAUUUUGCGUGGGAGGUCGAUGUUAGAGAUGAAGUCUAGCCUGCCUUCUAAUAAGGGUUAUUCUGAAGGCUGGUUUGACUGGUCUUUCAUUGUGGAGUCUCACAAGACUUUGAAGAUCAAGCAAUUCCUGGCCAAGAAACAAAAGCAGAAUCAUCCCAUUCCCCAGUGGAUUCAGAUGAUAACUGGUAAUAAAAUCAGAUACAACUCUAAGAGGACACAAUGGAGAAAAACUAAGCUGGGUUUAUAA